AUGGCGACCGGAAUCAAGAAGAUCAAGGUUAAGAACCCAGUGGUGGAGCUGGACGGUGAUGAGAUGACCAGGAUCAUCUGGCAAGAUAUCAAGGACAAGUUCAUCUUCCCAUAUCUCGACAUCGACAUCAAAUACUACGACCUGGGCCUGGAAUACCGCGACCAGACCGACGACCAAGUCACCCACGAUGCCGCCGAAGCCAUCAAGAAAUACGCUGUCGGCAUCAAAUGCGCCACCAUCACCCCCGACGAGGCUCGCGUCGAGGAGUUCAAGCUCAAGAAGAUGUGGCUCUCUCCGAACGGCACCAUCCGUAACGCCCUCGGCGGCACCGUCUUCCGCGAACCCAUCGUCAUCCCCCGCAUCCCCCGCCUCGUGCCCGGCUGGAAAGCCCCCAUCAUCAUCGGCCGCCACGCUUUCGGCGACCAAUACCGCGCGAAAGACCGCGUGAUCCCGGGAGAAGGCACCCUCGAGAUGGUGUACACCCCCAAAGGCGGCAAGCCGGAGGUGAUCCAAGUGUAUGACUUCCCGGCGGAGGGCGGCGUGGCGCAGACGCAGUACAACACGACGGAGUCGAUCCGCGGAUUCGCACACGCCAGCUUCAAGCUCGCGUUGAUGAAGAAGAUGCCGUUGUACAUGAGCACGAAGAACACGAUCCUGAAGGCGUACGAUGGCCGGUUUAAGGAUGUCUUCCAGGAGGUGUACGAGGCUACGUAUGAAAAGGAGUUCGAGGCGAACAAGAUCUGGUAUGAGCAUCGUUUGAUCGACGAUAUGGUCGCGCAGAUGAUCAAGAGCGAGGGUGGCUACAUCAUUGCUAUGAAGAACUACGACGGCGACGUCCAAUCCGACAUCGUCGCCCAAGGUUUCGGCUCCCUCGGCCUCAUGACCUCCGUCCUCAUCACCCCCGACGGCAAAUCCUUCGAAGCGGAAGCCGCCCACGGCACCGUCACCCGCCACUACCGCGAGCACCAGAAAGGCAACGAGACCUCGACCAACCCGAUCGCGAGCAUCUUCGCGUGGACACGGGGGCUGGCGAAGCGCGGCGAGCUGGACGGGACGCCGGAGGUGGUGGCGUUCGCGGAGAGCUUGGAGCGCGCGUGCAUCGAUACGGUGGAUGUGGAUGGGGUGAUGACGAAGGAUUUGGCGUUGGCGUGCGGGCGCAAGGACCGGGCGAGUUGGGUUGUGACGAAAGAGUAUUUGGAUGCGGUGGAGAGGCGGUUGAGGGCGAGUUUGAAGGAGAAGUUGUAG
Messenger RNA from Eremomyces bilateralis CBS 781.70, 1245 nucleotides. RefSeq names its product isocitrate dehydrogenase mitochondrial precursor. The transcript has 5 exons. Gene Ontology annotation, cellular component: mitochondrion. NCBI's taxonomy places the organism in Eukaryota, Fungi, Ascomycota, Dothideomycetes, Eremomycetales, Eremomycetaceae. The record is from RefSeq and is a predicted model, not a curated record. Gene Ontology annotation, molecular function: magnesium ion binding; isocitrate dehydrogenase (NADP+) activity; NAD binding. Bases 1 to 1245 code for a protein of 414 amino acids. Gene Ontology annotation, biological process: isocitrate metabolic process.